Messenger RNA from Salvelinus fontinalis (brook trout), 3494 nucleotides. Its product is annotated as homeobox protein Hox-A11a-like. The transcript is spliced from 2 exons. Gene Ontology annotation, molecular function: DNA-binding transcription factor activity, RNA polymerase II-specific; RNA polymerase II cis-regulatory region sequence-specific DNA binding. Gene Ontology annotation, cellular component: nucleus. NCBI's taxonomy places the organism in Eukaryota, Metazoa, Chordata, Actinopteri, Salmoniformes, Salmonidae. The record is from RefSeq and is a predicted model, not a curated record. Bases 1353 to 2228 code for a protein of 291 amino acids. Gene Ontology annotation, biological process: anatomical structure development; regulation of transcription by RNA polymerase II.
AUGACUUUAUUAUCCCCAUGGGGACAUGUAGGUUGCGGGUCUGUGCAUACAUAAAAACACAAAGAUAGACAAGGAAAUAUACAGACAAUAAAUACAGUUAGAGAAAGUGUAAUUCAUGAGCGAUCAGUGAUUAUCUGUACACUACAAUACUCACUGGACACAGAUGUCAGUUCAAAGGGCGAUUUACAUUUGGUUGAGUUGUCAACGUGAAUUCAACGCGUAAUGAACAAAAAUAAUUCACCAUGUCAUUGGAUUUAGGUUAAAAGUUGGGUGAAAAAAAAAUCGAAAUGGCCUUACCUUGAUGACUUUUGGCAAAUCCAAUUAGUUUUCCACGUCAUCACAUAUAUUUUUGGGGGUUGAAAUUAUGUGGAAAAAACGUUGAUUCAACCAGUUUUGCUCAGUGGGUAUACACAACAAAACACUAUGUCAACUACAAUGUUAGCUGUAGGCCAGCCCGCAGGUACCACUGGUCGUUUGAAACAUUCAGGAGCCUUACUGUCGCUGGGACAAAGGAUUGUUUGGCACUAUUACUUUAUGCCCUUGUGCCCUGUAUCGUCUUCCUGAGGGGACUAGCUCAAACUCCUGGUAAAGAGGAUGUCUGUGGUCCAUCAGUACAUUUCGGGCUUUUGUGCGGGCGCUUAUAUCAUAAAUGACCUCCAGACCUAUUGAUUGAAAUGCUAGUCCUUUGGUCAAGUCCAGAGGAUACAGAUAUUACACGUGUUGGCACGCCUCAAAUGCAUAAGGUUUUACCAAAGACGACAUCAAACCCUCAGGAAUACCAUAAAGCUUACAAGACGCAUGGAUUCAACGAGCACCCCCAGAUUAAAUGUCGAAAUGCACAUAGCAUCUUUAAAAUUGAUAUUGAAUCAGGUUAAUCCUUCGAUAGCAAUAUGUCACUUCUCUACAUUUUAACAACCAAUGCAAUUAUAUUUUUUUCUCUGACUUGCAGCAUAUAAGGGAAUUAAUUUUAGACCGACAUAGCGAUAAACCACCAAUGUCAAGCUUGAGGACAACUUGGAGUCUGUCCCUCACUCACACUCACACUCAUUCACUGAAUAACUCCUCGUGCUCGCGUACGCGCGUUCACACUGACUCGCACAUACACUCACACACCCCCUCUCAUUGCGCGCACACACACGCUCUCAUGCACGCGAAAGCUGUCAAUUUCUGCCGCUGGUCACGUGACCCACGCCUCCCUGGAAUGGAUGGAGAUUGCUCUCCACGUCAGCCGACGUCUAAAAAUUUCUGCCUCGCGAACCUGCUUCAAAGAGGCAAGAGCCAGGGCGCUCCAGAGCCAUGUAAAGGGCGGCUAUAGAGGCAUGACCCACAUAGAGUAGUAGAGUGAAGGAGUGAUGGAUUUUGACGAGCGGGUCCCCGUCGGUUCGAACAUGUAUUUGCCCAGUUGCACCUACUACGUCUCGGCGGGGGCAGACUUCUCUGGUCUACCCUCGUUUUUGUCCCAGACCCCGUCUACUCGGCCCAUGACAUAUUCGUACUCCUCUAACCUGCCUCAGGUCCAGCCGGUGAGAGAGGUGACGUUCAGGGACUAUGCCGCCAUUGACGCGUCCGGUAAAUGGUCACACCGGGGGAACCUGCCCCAGUUCUACCCCACCACGGAGGACAUGGUACAUCGGGACUGUCUGUCCUCGCAGCCCACCAUGGGGGAAAUGUUUGCCAAGAACAACCCUACCGCCGCUGCUGCGUAUCACCACCACUCCGGCGCGGGCUGUGCAGUGUCCAAUUUCUACGGGAACGUUGGCAGAAAUGGGGUGCUGCCCCAAGCCUUCGAUCAGUUUUUCGACACAGCGUACGCCAACGCCUCAGAAACACCGUCGUCUAACGACUACUCAGGGGACAAAACGGCAACCAAGCAGACAAGCUCCGCCGCAGAACACGCGCCCUCGUGCCGGGAAACGGAGGGGAAGGAGCCGCGCGAAGAUACGAGCAGCCCGGAGUCCUCUUCCGGCAACAAUGAGGAGAAAUCGAGCAGCAGCAAUGGACAGAGGACUCGUAAAAAAAGAUGUCCUUAUACAAAAUAUCAGAUCCGAGAACUGGAGAGGGAGUUCUUUUUCAGUGUGUAUAUCAACAAAGAGAAGAGACUGCAGCUCUCUCGUAUGCUGAACCUCACCGACCGCCAAGUGAAAAUCUGGUUUCAGAACCGAAGAAUGAAGGAAAAGAAAUUAAACAGAGACAGAUUACAGUAUUACACCACGAACCCGCUGCUUUAGGAGUGACUUGUCAUAUGCGUUUACAGACUUAUUGACUCGCUGUGGUCUCUUUCCCCUGACAUAUGUGUCAGCAACAACAACAACAGCAAUGGCUGUAGCUGCAACACGAUGCUCAACUGUUAAUUUCAAGUUCGUGGACAGGCAGCAGAAUCUCUCCUGAUUUCAAACCGUUUGAGAAUGAGCAUGAUUUAACUGACACACUGACGGCAUUUUGGCCAUCAGACUUUGUUAAAGAAAAUUAUUUCUGCGGAUGUUGCCCUCACCAAGACUAUGUUCUCUUUCUUGUGUAUCCUAAUAUUAUUGUGACACAGAGUCGCCUUCGUUUUCUUCUCACAAGGCGGAGAGCCAUCUACCAAUGACUGACCGGGGUGAAUAAACAAAUACAUCAAAAAAGCCUCUUGUAAAUUAGGUUUUCGGUUUUUAAGAUCGUACAAGUGGUGACGUGGUAGGACUAUAGGUUUCCUGUGACAGUGAAUAUGUAAUGUUGUGCAUUUAAUAAUGGAGGCUAGGACUUUGGUGUGACCAAAUAAUGAGACUUGGGAGGGUGAGAUUGUAAAGUGUCUUUUUUUGUAAGGUUAUUUAUUUUGUAGCCACUAAUUUCCUAAAGAAUAACAACUGCAAAGCUCGUAUCAGUAAAAUUAUAGGGAUUCGGUGUUAAAUUGUGUUGACCCCAAGCCGUGACUAAGUCAUUCUACCAUUGUAGUUUCAAAACAACACAUGUAAUCUGGCUGUUUAUAUUUUGUGUACUUGAUUACCACACCCAAUUUGGCUUUGAAUUUUAUGUUAAUGCACGGAAAACCCACAAUGAGAAGAAUGUUAACCCCAUACAGACAGAACCAGAUAUAAGCUUGUUUAAUAACCUCAUUGCUGUAGCAGCCUAUAGUCGAAUUGUUGCCUUGCGACAUGCGUGUAGAUAAUACAGGUAACGGACGCAACAACGCCGCAGUCUUUUGAUACCCAGAUUGAGAAAAUAUGGAUCCAGGUUUUGUCCAAAUAGGACGAAAUAUUUUUCCCAUUAUUCACAGGUCUUCAUGUUUUUCAUUGAAGUAACAUGAAUGUUAAAUGCGUUUUGAAUAUAUUGUCAGGGACAUAAUCUUGUAUCAACUGCUUGUUAUGUCCGACACAUUCUGUAUUAUCCUAUAUUUCCAAAUUAAAAAUGAGAAUAUUAUUGAAGGAAUGUACAAAUGUGACGGGUUAUUGUACUCAGACUCGAAACCGUUUUGAAAGCUGUUAUUUUCGCACACUUUACCUUCGCAUAGGCCUUUU